This is a messenger RNA of Sphaerodactylus townsendi, 5292 nucleotides long. It is a transcript of the gene RNF123, whose product is annotated as ring finger protein 123. The record is from RefSeq and is a predicted model, not a curated record. The transcript is spliced from 40 exons. Gene Ontology annotation, molecular function: protein binding; ubiquitin-protein transferase activity. Lineage: Eukaryota; Metazoa; Chordata; Lepidosauria; Squamata; Sphaerodactylidae. Gene Ontology annotation, cellular component: cytoplasm. The coding region runs from base 135 to 4082 and encodes 1315 amino acids.
CCCGCCGCCGCCUCGUAUGUCCCUGACGGCGCUCCGUAGCGGGGCGGAUGUUGUGAAGAGCCGCUGCCGGGGCUGGGCACGCCUGGCGUGGGGUGGCGUUUUGAGGUUAGUAGACAUUCACACUGACCUGAAUAAUGACAUCAAGAGGGGCUGGCACAUCUUUUUCUCGGAAAAACUACAGAUUAAGCACAGAGCCUGAAAAGGCCAAGAUUGCAGGAAUAGUGAACAGCAAACUUCUGAAUGAUUAUCUGCAUCGUAUUUUCCCCAGUUCUGAUGGGAUUCAGCCAGCUGCUGGACACAGAAGGUACCUUUCAUUCCAAAAUUUACAGGAACACAUAGAACGACUGCUAGCAGGGAAUGCUGGCUCCGAAGAUGGUCAAGAUCAGAUGGUAGAAGGCAGACUUGGUCCUUCUGUUGUGGUACUGGAUCAUACAAGUGGUUUUGAGGGACUCCUGCUGGUGGAUGAUGAUCUUCUUGGGGUGAUUGGACAUAGUAACUUUGGUUCCAUCAGAGCCACAACCUGCGUAUAUAAAGGAAAAUGGAUCUAUGAGGUGCUGAUUUCAUCCCAAGGCCUCAUGCAGAUUGGCUGGUGUACUCUCAAUUGUCGAUUCAAUCAAGAGGAAGGAGUUGGAGAUACUCCAGAUUCAUAUGCCUAUGAUGGGAAUCGAGUGCGCAAAUGGAAUGUAACUACAACCAACUAUGGUAAAUCUUGGGCAGCCGGAGAUAUUGUCAGCUGUUUGAUAGACCUGGAUGAGGGAAACAUUUCUUUUUGCCUGAAUGGCGUAUCUCUGGGGAUUGCUUUUGAGAACAUUUCCCGUGGCUCUGGCAUGGCCUAUUUCCCUGCCAUCAGCUUGUCAUUCAAGGAAUCCGUUGCUUUUAACUUUGGCAGCCGCCCACUUCGAUAUCCAGUUGAGGGAUAUCAGCCCUUACAGGACAGACCCAUUGCAGAUCUGGUAAAAGCUCAGAAGCUGUUGGAAUAUCUGAAAAAUGUUAUUCAUACUGAAAUAGAUGUUUCGGAAGGGAAGCUUAUGGAGAGGGACUCUGCCAUGUGGCAACUUCAGGGGGAACCCACAGUACUGAUCACCUUGGCACACAUUUUUAACAACUUUUCCCCCCUCAUGUGCAAAGUGUACUUAGUAGAAGAUGUGCUUAUGAACUUCCUACUUGGCAUCCUAGAAGGGGGAGGGUCUGUGGAAGCGCACCCUCUCAUUCAGCAGUUAUUGGAUCUCAUGUGGCUUCUCAUGGAGGAGUAUGAAGUACACGAAUGCCUCAAACAGCUGCUGAUGUCCCUGCUCAGGGCGUACCGUUUCUCUCCCAUCGCUCCUGACUUAAGCUUACAGAUUCACUACCUCCGUCUCACUAUUGCUGUCCUGAAGCAUGAGAAAUCCAGGAAAUACCUGCUUCAAAAUGUCCUAUUUGAUGUGCUACGCUCAGUUGUGUUUUUCUACAUCAAGAGUCCCUUGCGGGUGGAAGAAGCUGGCCUGCAAGAGCUCAUUCCCACCACUUGGUGGCCAAACCGUUUCAACAAGGAGGGCAAAGAGAGUAAAGAGAUUAAGGAUGAAACUGCUGAGGAGAGACUGAGACGACGAGCGUAUGAGAGAGGUUGCCAGAGGCUUAAGAAACGGAUUGAAGUGGUGGAGGAACUCCAAGUGCAGAUCCUAAAGUUGCUGUUAAACAAUAAAGAUCGAGGUGGGGGAGGAGCUUCCAGAUAUAUCUUUCUUAACAAAUUCCACAAAUUUCUGCAGGAAAAUGCUAGUAACCGAGGGAAUCUGACUGUCUUGUGCCCCCCAGAGUACAUGGUGUGCUUCUUACAUCGACUUAUUGCAGCCUUGAGACAUUACUGGGAUGAGCACAAGAUGAAGAGCCUUUCAGCACUUAGCAGUGAAGAUGCUUAUGUCCCCCCUCAGCUCUUCUAUAAUGGGAAAGUGGAUUACUUUGAUCUUCAAAGACUUGGAGGACUCCUGUCUCAUCUCAAAAAGACUCUCAAAGAUGACUUGGCCUCAAAGGCAAAUAUUGUGAUUGACCCUGCAGAGCUUCAGGCUGUGACCAUGGAUGACCUCGAUGAAGAUGAAGAAUCAUCAGUGUCAACAUCACAACGUCCAGCUGCUGCUUUGGCAAUUGGAGGUGCCCUUGCCAGGCCAAGCUGGCUCAGUUCACCCACUCUGGGGCGAGCUAACCGUUUUCUCAGCACUGCAGCUGUCAGCCUUAUGAAUCCCAGGCGGUCACCAGGCACCAUGGAGAAGGUUAAAGUCCGUACCUUGAACAUGGAACAGCGGACAGAAGAGGACAUUGAAGGCAGCCAUGGAAAUGACGGCCUCUUGCUGGGGAAACCUGCAGAAGAGCCAGAACAACCAAUAACAGAGAACUCUCUGCUGGAAAUCUUGGAUGGAAUAGUCAUGAUGUACAACCUCAGCGUGCAUCAGCAGCUUGGUAAGAUGGUAGGUGUUUCCGAUGAUGUGAAUGAGUAUGCUUUGGCACUGAAAGACACUGAAGAAAAGAUGAGCCGAUGCCCGAAGAGGAGAAGAGAUAUCUAUGAUGAGCUAGUGAAGAGUCAGAAGGUUUUUUCUGAGAAGCUUAAUCACCUGAGUCGGCGUCUUGCUUGGAUCAAUGUUACUAUUUAUUCAAAGGAGAAGAUGCAAGAUAUAUACUGGUUGCUGCGGGUGUGCGUCCGCACUAUUGAACAUGGAGACAGGAUUGGCUCGCUCUUUGCAUUUAUGCCAGAAUUUUAUCUGAGUGUGGUUAUGAAUAGCUACAGUGCUCUCAAGAACUACUUCAGUCCUGUCAAUAGCAUGGAGGACCUUCCAGGAUAUGAAGAGACUUUGAUGCGCCUUGCUGCCAUUUUAGCAAAGCACUUUGCUGAUCCACGGAUUGUGGGCACUGAUAUCAGGGACUCCCUGAUGCAAGCGCUGGCCAGCUAUGUUUGCUACCCCCACUCUCUCCGUGCUGUUGAGAGGAUCCCAGAAGAGCAGCGAAUAUCCAUGAUGAAGAACUUGCUGGCCCCCUAUGAGCAAAGGCCCUGGGCCCAGACCAACUGGAUCCUUGUGCGACUGUGGCGGGGCUGUGGAUUUGGAUAUAGGUACACACGACUUCCUCAUCUGCUGAAAACCAAGCCCGAGGAUGUGAAUCUCCCCAGUUUGCAGAGAGAUCUCUCUGUUGCUAGUUUCCAGAAGCCUUGCCCUUCCACCUUGCUGCAGCGACACAUGGCAGACCUCCUGUGCAGUGACCGUGAAAUGGCACCUAGCUUCCUCAACAGUGUCCUUAACCAACUGAACUGGGCCUUUUCGGAGUUCAUUGGCAUGAUUCAGGAGAUCCAGCAGGCUGCAGAGCGCUUGGAAAGAAAUUUUGUGGACAGCCGUCAGCUGAAGGUGUGUGCAACAUGUUUUGACCUGUCGGUGAGCCUUCUCAGGGUACUGGAAAUGACUGUCACUCUGGCUCCUGAAAUCUUCCUGGACUGGAGUCGCCCCUCAUCGGAGCUGUUACUCAGGAGACUUGCACAGCUGUUAAAUCAGGUGCUGAAUCGUGUGACGGCUGAGCGCAACCUGUUUGACAGAGUGGUCAAUCUCCGCCUGCCAGGACUGGAGAGUGUUGAUCACUACCCAAUCCUUGUGGCUGUGACAGGAAUUCUGGUCCGACUCCUGGUUGAUACUGAUUUUCAAGGGGCUGAGCGGGCGACAGCUGUGCUGUUGGCAGAUCCCUGUUUCCAGCUCUGUUCUAUUCAGUACUUGCUGGGUCACACGGAGCCUUUAGUACUGGGAACGGCAUCUUCUUCUGCUGACAAGAAACACUUCUCUCUGCAAAGCUACACUGACUACAUUAGCCAGGAAGAGCUAGCCAAGGUGGAACAAAUGCUGGGUCAUCUGAGUGAAGAGUCCAAGCAGGCUGCAGCUUCUACCUUGCCCACCAGUGAGGAGGACCUAUGCCCUAUCUGCUAUGCUCAUCCAAUUUCUGCUGUGUUCAAGCCAUGCUCCCACAAGUCCUGCAAAGCCUGUAUCAACCAGCACCUGAUGAACAACAAGGACUGUUUCUUCUGCAAAGCCACCAUUACGGGUGUGGAUGAUUACAUUAAGCCACCCACCUCCUAGUGCCUGGACCCUGCAGGGCAGGGCGACGUGCCUGGGCAGCUUCUUCACACCAUGGACUCCCCCUCCCCCCGCUCCAAGAGGACUUCUGUUCAAAGGCAGCUACAGUUCAGCAUAGCUGAGCUCAGCUUUAUUUAUAACACCUCUUGCAGACCAGGCAAGGCUGUAUGCACCACCUAGACCACAUCAGACCCCAGUUCCCCCUGAAUUUAGGUACACUUCCUGUUGCUGUCAUUGCCUCCAAACCAACAGGUGUUAGGCUUUCCCCAUGGGGGUAUAUACAAGGGGGCUGAACAUGCUCAGGUUUUCUACCUCAGCCUGAAUCUGUAGCUCCUUUCCUGCAGCUGGCCCUGGAACCCUGUCACAAGCUGUUGCUGGGACACAUCCUCUUAUGUGUGGUGCUCUCCCACAGCGAGCCUUCUCCCGGGAGGCCUGCUGCCCACUAGCCAAGGGUGUUCUUGCUGCUGCUACUGCAGUGCUUUGCUGUUUGACAAUGUAUGUGUGGGUCAGAUAUUUCGGUGGGCAUACAGUUCAAUAACCUAUGUGCCUACCACCCGCUGUGUUAGCUUUUAAUACUGAGGGAAACUGUGACCUGUGAUUCACCAAGUGAGGCAGCUGAGCAGAGGCCUAGAGUGUGUGUCUGACUGCACCAGCUGUUUGCAUUUGGCCAUGCUGAAGGCAGCUGCGUAACCAUGAUAGAAAAGACACUAGGCCAGGUUUCUGGGUGGAAAGCCUAGAGAGGCACCUAGCGGCACACUUUCCUAUAAUUAACCUAGGUACAGAGGUGAAGCACACAGCCACCAAAGAGGAACAAGAGUAUGAACAAAUUGCUGAGGGUCUCUAAGGAAGCAAGUCAAAUGCUGAUGGGGUCAGGGUUUGGAUAGCAUGGGUGAGAGGCACUCAUUAGAUUGAUUUUAUAGGCUGCUUCGGAGGUGAAUGUGAUUGCACUGCUAUCUUCCACCAGCAGAGGGUGCCCAUGGCACCGGCCCUUCACUGUGUGACCAGUACUAUACAGGAACAGGCAAGGAUAUUUUUUUCUAAUUUACUGUGUGUGAUUUGUAACCAGAAGCAUUGGGGAGGGCAGCACACAAUGCGCUUGGAGCAAGGAAUUUAACUUAUGUGCAUCUACAGUUGUUUCUUCUUCCUUCCCACCCACCCAAGGGAGUGUUACUUCUGUACAACGGAUUAUUAUUAAAUUAUUAUUCCUUACAGA